AUGUGUUUACUCUUUUUAUGUGCUGCAAAGUGCUACCAAGACUUGUAUACAACAAUCAAAAUGAAGAUUGGGCGGCUUCAUGAGCUUACCAGAGCAGCAACAUACUAUGAAUUCUUCAACCUCGGGGAAAACUGUUCGGAUUCCGACAUUAAAAAGGCAUUUAGGAAGCUCAGAAAGAGUACGCCACCAACUAAUCUUACAAAAGACCAGUUCAAUGAACUAGUAAUGAAUGGAUACAGCGUUCUUAGCAAUUACAGACAGGCCUAUGACAAUUUUCUAAGAGAGUCGAAGUUUUUGUACAUCAACGAGCCUGAGAAUUUCAGAAACUACUUCUUCAUCAUCGUAAUUUCAGUUGUAUGCUUACUGGUUUUUAUUGAUUUUGUUGUGUAUGCUGUUAGGUAUUUGAAGUAUGUUGAUGAUCGUGAAAAAUAUAAGAAAAUGAAGAAGAGCGACACGCCUGCUGAUGCGAAGAACAUAAAGAAGAAACUCCAUGUCAAUCCUCCAACUAUGAUUUCUAAGAAAAUGGCUAACCAUAUUUCAUCGUUCUUUAGUAAAAGGCAAUAA
Molecule: messenger RNA, 564 nt
Organism: Vittaforma corneae ATCC 50505
Lineage: Eukaryota; Fungi; Microsporidia; Nosematidae
Exons: 1
Coding region: 1-564 (187 amino acids)
Source: RefSeq, a predicted model, not a curated record